Molecule: messenger RNA, 1053 nt
Organism: Lodderomyces oxycetoniae
Lineage: Eukaryota; Fungi; Ascomycota; Pichiomycetes; Serinales; Debaryomycetaceae
Gene: SPO11
Product: Spo11p
Exons: 2
Coding region: 1-1053 (350 amino acids)
Biological process (GO): reciprocal meiotic recombination; meiotic DNA double-strand break formation; meiotic DNA double-strand break processing
Cellular component (GO): nuclear chromosome
Molecular function (GO): DNA topoisomerase type II (double strand cut, ATP-hydrolyzing) activity; DNA binding; ATP binding
Source: RefSeq, a predicted model, not a curated record
AUGAUGGAGCCAGUAAUAGUAACUAUAAUCGACAAUAGUUUACUUACUAAAAUUAAAGUAUUAGAAGAUAUUUCGCAGCAAAUUAAAACGGCAUUUGUAAACCAUAAGCCAGUCCAAUUGAUCUUGCCAAAUAGUCAAAUAGCAGAUAAUGAUGAUAGUUCAUUACCGAGAAAACGUCAAAUUUACAAUUCUGUAUCUUCAAAGCCAAUCGAAUUACAGAGAUUUGCAGCUUAUGUCAAGAUCAUUCAAAUUUUGAUUAACCAUUUGAAAACUACAAGAAAUCAAACGACAAUUAGAGAUAUUUAUUACCAGGAUGUGGAAAUGUUCAACAAGAGUCAACAAGAGUGUAAGAACAUGCUUGUCCAAAUAGUUGAAAUUUCCUUGGGAUGGUCUUUGGUUGAUGAUUUGAAUAUCCAUCCAGCACAAAAGGGUCUUGUUUUUGGUUACAAUAUAUUCAAAUCUGCAAUCGAAGAACCAUUCUUGAUUCCCAAUAAUUACAAAGAGUAUUUCGAGCAGCUUUUUAGAGAGGAUAUGGAUACAAGUGCUGUUUCCGUAGUCGUCAUCAUAUUCGAAAAAGAUGCAAUAUUCGAAUCAUUUUGUAAACACUUGCUCAUCCACGGUGUUGGUGUUGGUGUUGCCUCCAAGGAAACCAAGAUUAGCUAUAUGGUAGUUACUGCAAAGGGGUACUCCGAUUUGCUUACACUUCGAUUCCUCAAUUGGUUAACAACGAGGAUCAAAACUUGCCAAUGCAUUGGGUUUUUUGACUCAGACGUAUAUGGUAUCAAUAUCUUCAAACAGUACAAGGAAAAUAUCAAUCAUCCCAUACAAUAUGCUGGAGUUUACUUACUCGAAUCAAAUCCAACGUAUUGGUUGAAUAUCAAUGCACGCGAUUUCCUGUUGAUGACAAAUUUAACUACAAAGCUACAACAUAUCGACCCCCGGUGUCAUCGAGAGUUAACUAGAGGUGCUUACUUGAUGAAAAAGGCCGAAAUGAACGUAGUUACUAACAACUAUAACGAAUACAUCAUCAAAAAAGUUGACACACUGCUUUGA